AUUGUGCUCACGAAUGGAUAUGAAAUGAAUCAUGACAAUUCUCACAUCAAAUUAGAGUUGUGUGAGUUUUACUCUCUUUUCAUCAAAACGACUCUUUCUUACUCGGGAAGUAGCUUUUGUAAAGAACAACAACAAAUAUCUAUAGCUUUGGGGAUUCACAACAUUAUUCAGGAUCAAGAGGAUAAUACGUAUCAGGAAAUAUGGAAAUGGAGUCAUGUGUGCCUCCCGGCUUUCGAUUUCACCCCACCGAGGAAGAACUGGUGGGCUACUAUCUCAAGAGGAAGGUUAACUCUCUCAAGAUCGAUCUUGAUGUGAUCAUCGACAUUGAUCUCUACAGAAUGGAGCCAUGGGACAUUCAAGACAAGUGUAAACUGGGAUAUGAAGAGCAGAAUGAGUGGUACUUCUUCAGCCACAAGGACAGGAAGUAUCCGACUGGGACGAGAACCAACAGGGCGACGACUGCUGGUUUCUGGAAGGCCACGGGAAGGGACAAGGCAGUGCUUUCAAAGGACAGAAUCAUAGGGAUGAGAAAGACCUUGGUGUUCUACAAAGGACGAGCACCCAACGGUAGGAAAACCGAUUGGAUCAUGCAUGAGUAUCGCCUCCAGACAUCUGAACAUGCUCCUCCUCAGGAGGAAGGAUGGGUCGUUUGCCGAGCAUUCAAGAAGCCAAAUCCAAGUCAUAAACAAGGUUUUGAAGCUUGGAACAACUCUUACUAUAUCAGGAAUAGCAGCAACUACAGGCUCCCAUCAUACCCAGGCACCUCAACUACUCAGAUGAAUAAUUUCGAUUCGUCCCUUAUUCAUCAGCCAUCGUUUCCACCGGAGUGUCUCAAGGCUAGCCACAGCCCUUUUGAAAGCCAAGUGGUUGAGCUUCCAAAGCUCGACAGCCCUUCGAUUUCAACGAGUUUUGCAACGAACGAUACUAAUUUCGAGCAUAGUUUUGUAGCCAAUGAGGAGACUGAAGAUGAGAAGAGCAACUUUGGGAACCAAUUCAGUGAUUGGAAUAAGCUGCUUGCAACUCAAGUCACUGGAGUUCCAUCACAUGCAUACACAGACAUGCCCUUACUCCCCCACAGUGAUGAUGAGUUAGAUGCUCAAAACCAUUUAAGUCAUGUACUUGAUCAAUGCUUUCCUGACUUGUAGCUAGAUAGAGUUUUUAUUUAAUAAUUUGUAAAAAUAACAGACUUUUGUCCACUGAAAAUCCAUCAAAGGGCAAGCUUUUC
Molecule: messenger RNA, 1225 nt
Organism: Sesamum indicum (sesame)
Lineage: Eukaryota; Viridiplantae; Streptophyta; Magnoliopsida; Lamiales; Pedaliaceae
Product: NAC domain-containing protein 30
Biological process (GO): regulation of DNA-templated transcription
Molecular function (GO): DNA binding
Source: RefSeq, a predicted model, not a curated record